AUGGUCACCCUGUUUUUGCUGGUGAUCGUCUCUCUGUUCUGCACCAAUAACGGUGCACUUCGGGAGUAUCUGACAGAGAAAACAAUACUGUGUCAUAAAUGUAAAAAGUUUCACCUUGGGAUCUGCUAUACCAGCAUGAAGCACUGCCAGCUGACGCACCAACAGUCCUGUGCUAUUGAGAACAUUUACUUACUUACGAAAAGAGGGCGGAGUUUAUACUAUUAUUCAAUACUGUCGUGUAUGACCAACUGUGAGGACGUCAACUUCUUGGGUUUUCAGAAGAAGACAGAGUUAAUCUGUUGCAAACAUGAUAGCUAUUGCAACAUCCCUCAGGGAUCCUAG
Miniopterus natalensis is the source of this 342-nucleotide messenger RNA. RefSeq names its product prostate and testis expressed 2 (gene PATE2). Lineage: Eukaryota; Metazoa; Chordata; Mammalia; Chiroptera; Miniopteridae. The record is from RefSeq and is a predicted model, not a curated record.